AUGCGUAUAGCUACCCUCUUCUUCUCAUACCUACCCACAUCCAACUCCUUCCCAUACCUACCUACAUCCAACCCCUUCUUCUCAUACCUACCUACAUCCAACCCCUUCUUCUCAUAUCUCUCCUACCACAGAUCACGCAAGCGGUUUCCGACUGUCAGUUGGUACUGUCAGCGCACCGGUGCAGCCAUCCUGCGCUCGUCACAGCCGCUGGUGGGCGUCACACGCUCACGCAAUAAAGGCGAUGAGAACCUCCUGCACACACUCUCACAGCACGAUACACUACACAAGCCAACGUCAUCGAUUUCAGAGAACGAAGCGGUGGAUGGGACGGACAGUCAUCUCUCGACACCGCUGAGACGGGGGUUGGCUGCUGCCAAGAGUAUGGAUGCAUGCAUCGGUAUAGCCGGUGACAGAGAAGAGGACCUGAGUGAGUACGAGAGCGACGGUCUCGAGCGCAGCGCCAGUGCGAUCUCAACGCUAGGUGAUCGUGUCUCCCACAGUGCGGAGUCGGAAGUACCGAACUUUGACAACACUCGAUGCGACGGUAGUAGUGGUGUGGGAACGACGAAUGGGGCGUCUAGUGUUAGUCUAACAAUGGGCAAACGCAACGCACCCGUACCGUAUGUAGAACCCUACGCACGCUCACGCUCCCAUACGGAGCGUAGUGCGCCCGCACGGCCCACCACACCUGCACCCGUGUCCGGGAUUUCAGGUGCAGGUGCGCAGGAGAGCCGGGGGGAUAACAGGGCGAAAGGAAGAGGGCGAGAGCAUGACGGUAGGCGUGACAUUCCAGGCACGCAGACACACACAGAAGCACAGACACAGACACAGGGCAAUUCGCACACACAUUCACGCUCACACACACCCGACGGGGCCAAGACUCAGACGAAAUUGGGCCAUUUAUUGGCCAAGGCAAGGAACUCGCUGGAGCAGAGCAGUCUCUCGCCGUUGAGCUCAGGCAAGACGAUCUCGAGCGACUCACAGAAAGCCCUGUAUAUCCUGGAUGCGAGGCCGCUGGUGAAUGCAGGGGCUAUGACGCUGAUGGGGGCAG
Molecule: messenger RNA, 1051 nt
Organism: Sphaeroforma arctica JP610
Lineage: Eukaryota; Ichthyosporea; Ichthyophonida
Exons: 2
Source: RefSeq, a predicted model, not a curated record